Molecule: messenger RNA, 939 nt
Organism: Drosophila hydei
Lineage: Eukaryota; Metazoa; Arthropoda; Insecta; Diptera; Drosophilidae
Exons: 4
Coding region: 66-929 (287 amino acids)
Molecular function (GO): acyltransferase activity, transferring groups other than amino-acyl groups
Source: RefSeq, a predicted model, not a curated record
AUCGUCUAAUGCAAUUCAGUUUGUUACGUUCGACAACGUCGUGAAGUCGCCUCUGCGCUCUGAACAUGCCGCUUCAAUUGGAACUGAUCGGCCUUCAGCAGCUGGAAAACUACCAGCAGCAUUACAUCCAACAAUGGCCGAAAUAUGUCGCUGAAUUUUAUUGUCUAGAUAAUUUUAUAAGGUUCUUUAGAGUCGAUCCACAGAUAGAGAAUAUUACAGUCUACACUCUGUCCGAGCAGAAGGCCAAAGACGCAGCGCUCUUUGUUAUCGUGGAUCGUUAUCAACUGUUUGUGGGUUGCUUAGAUAGUGGCAAAGAGCUGCUAAGGCAGGCGCUGGACUUACUUGAUUGGUCAACUGGAUUCAAAUGCAGUUCCAUACCCUUUCGGCACAUAGAAGCACUCGAGCAAGUGGUAAAGGCCAAACAGCUGAAGCUGCGGUACAGCGAUCUGACGAACCUGUACUACAUGCCACAAAAGGAGGCCACAAAGCUCGAGAUUGACACACCUGCUGGUUUCUAUAUGAAGAGUCUCAGCGAGCAGGAUGCAAAUCUGAUUAAUGACGAGUGGCCCAAUCGGCAUGAAGGUUCCUUGUACUUCAUAAAGCGACAAAUACGUCUCUGUGCAAAUGUUGGUUUAUAUGAGGCAAGUACUCAGGAGCUGGUUGCCUGGUGCAUUAGAUUACAAGGCGGCUUCUUGGGCGCUCUGCAGGUAAGAGCAACGCACACACGACGUGGCUUUGGCAGUCUGGUCACCAAGAAACUCUCUCAGCGCAUUGCUGUCGGCGGUCAGGAUGUGAUGGCCCUGGUGAAUCCCGAUAAUCGAGCGUCAAAUGAGAUGUUCAGUAAGCUGGGCUUCCAAGUAAUCGAUCAAUGUCUUUGGCUGAGAACUGAGCCCGUGUCUGGGGAGCUUAUGUGGCCGGACGGGCAGUAAAUGCCCGCAC